AUGCCACGAAUCGUCUACGUCGUCGCGGCGCUCACCACAACAGCACACGCGCUCCGCCAGACGAACGCCGCGCGCCUGACGUUAUUUGGCGACGGCUGCGGCUUCCGAGCCGCCAGACUCGACGCCGCGAUCCGUGAACACCCGGCCGUCGUCGCCGCGGCACGGCGCGGCCGCCUUGGCCCUAUCCUUCGCUUCAUACGCGAGGUCUUCGGCGUCGAGGACGCGACCGAUCUCAUCGAAGCGACGCCGCAGCUCGCGUCGACGCCGCUGGCCGUGCUGGCGGCGCGCCACGCAUAUUUGCGCCGCGUCGGCGCACCGCACGGCGCGCAGCUCGCGACGCCGGGGCUCCGCCCGCCGCUCCUCGGCGACCUCUGCGCCACGCCCGCGACCCACGACGACUUCGCCGAGGCCUGCGGCGGCGACGCGGGUGACGUGGCGGCGCUCGUGGCGGCCUUCCGGCGCGGCGGCCGGCGCGCGGCCGCGGACGGCGACGCGCGCUUAGUACGAGACCUAUUAGCCCACGGCUGGGCGCCGGCGCAAGACAGGGACCGCCGCGGCGCGUCGGCCGCGCACGUCGCCGCCGGGCGCGGCGCCGUCGACGUUCUCUCGGCUUUGAUAGCGAGCGACGCGGCGCUGGCGCGCGACCGCGAUGCGGCGGGCGCGACGUCGCUCCACUGGGCGGCCUGCGGCGUCCGUGGGAACGCCGCGGGCACGGGCUUCGAGGAAGGCGCGGCCGAGCUGCUCCUUUCGGCCGGCGCCGACGCGUGCGCGACGACUCACGACGGCAACGCCGUCAUCCACUGGGCGGCGUGGCAGGGGGGCGUCUCGGCCGUGCGGACGCUGCUCGCGGCCGGCGCGGACGCGCACGUCGCCAACGACCGCGGGUGCACCUGCGCGCACUGGGCGGCGGCCGGCGGAGACACCGCGACUCUAGCGUACUUGCGCGAUGUCUGCCGCGUGGAUCUCCGAGCGCCAAAUGCGGCGGGGCACACCCCCCUCGAGCACGCGUGCGCCUACAAACGCACCGACAUCGUUUCGUGGCUCGUCUCCGAGGAGGUCGUCGACCCGCGGGCCGUCGAGUACGCGCUCCGCGUCGCGGCGCUCGACGCCGACGACGCGAACCUGAACGCGAUCGCGGGGAUGCUUGUGCCGAAUAUCUAAUGAUGUUGUUG
Messenger RNA from Pelagomonas calceolata, 1172 nucleotides. The record is from the annotation of a GenBank genome assembly. Lineage: Eukaryota; Pelagophyceae; Pelagomonadales; Pelagomonadaceae.